AUGACACUCUUCUGGUUGUUUGUCUUGAGUUUUCUCUCUGCACACCUAAUCAUUCCCGCAUACUCGUUAGUUCAUAUAAAAUUGGGUUUUAUGGCACCAUGGACGACAGGAUUCGAUUUAUUAGACAACUUUAGUGGGACAACGAGCGCGGGGGCAAUAAGUAUAGCAAUGGACAGGAUAAAGGAAAUGAACUUGGUUGAAGAACUUAAUUUCGAGAUCGUUUGGCGUGAUUCAGAGUGCAGUAGUAAGCAGACGAGUGGUAGAAUAGUUGAACUAUAUGCAGAUGAACACGUUGAUGUUAUCAUAGGACCACCAUGUUCAAAAGCAUGUUUUUCAGCUGGACAACUUGCUUCAUUCUGGAAUAUACCAAUAAUUUCCUGGGUAGCGACAGAUCCCGAGUUCAAUGACAAGACAAGAUAUACAACUCUAGGUCGGUCAUUGGGUCCUUUCACCAAACUCGGUGUAUUUCUAAUGGAAGUAAUGGAAGGUUAUAAUUGGAACAGAGUUGUUGUUAUUGCAUCUACAUACCUCUUGUUUAAAGAUGCUGCUACAGCUAUUGUGAAGACUUUUCAAGAAAAUAACGUCACCCUGGCAUAUUACGCUACGUACAAUAACAACCCAACUAAGAAGUUUAUACAGAAAAUUUUGACAAAAACAAAGAAAGAAGGAAGAAUUGUUGUUAUUUGUGCCCCCAAACGGGAUCGGCGCAUGUUAUUACUGGAAGCAUACGAUAUGGGCAUGACUACAGGAGAAUACGUGUUUUACACAGUUGAAAUGUUACCUGAACAAGAUGUCAUCACUGCUGAAGAAACAUUUCUAGGAGAUGAUGGCCGUGACGAAGACGCUAGAAAAGCAUUUGGAGCAGUAUUCCAUAUGUCAUUGGCUGCAUUGACUGGAGAAGAAGUAGACCAAUUCACCAUAAACGUGACACGUCGUCUAGCAGGCCCACCAUGGAAUUUAACAUUAAAUAGUGAAAUUAAGGGGAAUAAAUAUUCAGCUUUUUUACACGAUGCUAUAAUACUAUAUGCCCUGGCGUUGAAUGAAACACUGUCAAGAGGGUUUGAUCAUCGUGAUGGUGAGGUGAUGUUACAAGCAAUGGCAGGAAUGUUUUUUAAAGGUAUAACGGGGAAUGUUUUAAUAGACAUGAAUGGAGACAGAGAACCAGAUUACUGGAUUUCAGAUUUACAAGAAAAUGGAUUGUUCAAGAAGAUUGCAGAAGUUGUGAAUGUUGAUAAUGGGACACGGAUCACACGUCAGCUUGCCGAGCCACGUUGGGGUGACGGACGGGUUGGACACCAGUUUGCACCGCCAGACAUUCCAGUAUGUGGGUUUCAAGGAGAAUUUUGUCAAGGAAGUAGUAGUGUAUAUAUUUACAUUAUUGCCUUCUCUGCCAUUGCUUUGCUGGUUGUACUGGUAGUCAUUCUUGGCUUAUUUCUAUACAGACGGAGUCAGUAUGAAGCUGAACUGAUGAGUAUGAGAUGGAAAAUUCAAAUGGAAGAAGUCCAAAUGGUGUCAAAUACGUCACAUCCGAAAAUGGCCUCCGGAAAUGGAAGCCAGACUAGUGGUAACAAUAUGGGCUCAGGUUCUUUGCUAUCAAGACUUUCCGGGAAAGGAUCCACCGAUUUACGAAGUACAAUUACUAAUAAAAGCACACAGUACUUCUGCAAAGUCGGAGUUUAUCGGGGAUUGACUGUGGCCUUGAAAAAGAUCAACAAGGAGCAUAUGCAAAUCAACCGUAAAGUGCUAAUCGAAUUUAGCGAGAUUAGGGAACUUAGUCAUGACAACCUGAACAUAUUCAUUGGAGCAUCGGUGGAUGUGGGAAACAUUUACGUACUAUGGCAGUAUUGUCCUAAAGGAAGUCUUCAGGAUGUGUUAGAAAAUGAUGAUGUGAAGUUGGAUAAAGCAUUUAAGAUGUCAUUUAUUUCGGAUAUUAAUAUGGGAAUGGAAUACUUACACAAAAGCCAACACGGAUACAGUUCCCAUGGCAGCCUGAAAUCGUCAAACUGCUUGAUAGACAAUCGGUGGAUAGUGAAAAUUACUGACCAUGGUCUGCCGAGUUUUGUGCAAGGACAAACUCAAGCUGACGACACGGAGGAGCAAGAUAAAUUCUUACGUAAAUUAUGGACCGCUCCUGAAAUUUUGCGUAUGAACUUUGCACCCCCAUGUGGCACUCAAAAAGGAGAUAUUUACAGCUUUGCUAUUGUAAUGUUUGAAAUUCUUGAACGUUCUGCGCCAUAUACGUUUGACAACAUAACACCUAGAGAUGCUGUUAAUCGAAUUCGAAGUGGUGAGAGUAUUCCGUAUCGUCCAGUCGUAUCAGUCUCAGAUGAGAACGAGGUAAUGGGCAAACGUAUUUACCAGUUAAUGACACAAUGCUGGAGCGAAAAUCAAGAAGAGAGACCAUCUUUCAGCAAAAUACGAUCUGUUAUUCGUGCUAUCAAUGGCGGAAAAAACAUCAGUAUUAUGGACAAUAUUUUAAGCAUGAUGGAAAAAUAUUCGUAUAAUCUUGAAACGAUUGUCGAGGAAAGAACAGAAGAACUUGUGGAAGAGAAACGAAAAACGGAUCGGCUGCUGUAUCGAAUGUUACCUCCGACUGUAGCUGACGCCCUUAAGUUGGGGAAAAUUGUGGAGCCCAAGCAUUAUGAAUAUGCCACUGUGUAUUUCUCUGAUGUUGUCGGUUUCACUAAACUGUCUUCAGAGAGCACAGCAAAGCAGGUUGUUGACCUUUUGAACGAUCUUUACACAUGUUUUGACGAAUUGAUUUCAAACCAUGACGUAUAUAAGGUUGAGACCAUUGGUGAUGCAUAUAUGAUAGUGUCCGGUUUGCCACAGAUGAAUGGUAAACGUCAUAGUGCUGAGAUUGCCAACUGUGCAUUGGACCUGCUUAGUUCCAUCACACGUUUUAAAAUACGUCAUCGUCCUGACGAAAAACUGCAACUGCGAAUUGGUAUACAUACAGGUCCUGUAGUGGCUGGUGUUGUUGGUUUGGUUAUGCCUCGAUAUUGUCUGUUUGGGGAUACUGUCAAUUUAGCGUCUAUAAUGGAAUCUAAUGGAAAACCUUUACAUAUCCACAUCACCAAGCAAACCUACCUAGCUCUGAUCGCAUUAAAUUGUGGAUAUCGUAUGUAUCAUCGUGGAGAGAUACAUGUCAAGGGCAGAGGUUUACUAUCCACAUAUUUUCUUGCUGGUAAAGAUGGAUACAAAGGUUUCCUGCCUGCAGUUCUUAGCCAAGGUGAUACCUCUGGGGAGUAUGGUGGUGAUUGCGCAUAA
This is a messenger RNA of Saccoglossus kowalevskii, 3270 nucleotides long. RefSeq names its product atrial natriuretic peptide receptor 1-like. NCBI's taxonomy places the organism in Eukaryota, Metazoa, Hemichordata, Enteropneusta, Harrimaniidae. Gene Ontology annotation, cellular component: plasma membrane. Gene Ontology annotation, molecular function: ATP binding; adenylate cyclase activity; protein kinase activity. The record is from RefSeq and is a predicted model, not a curated record. Gene Ontology annotation, biological process: receptor guanylyl cyclase signaling pathway; protein phosphorylation; intracellular signal transduction.